Brassica napus (rape) is the source of this 1324-nucleotide messenger RNA. RefSeq names its product proline transporter 2-like. Bases 19 to 1302 code for a protein of 427 amino acids. NCBI's taxonomy places the organism in Eukaryota, Viridiplantae, Streptophyta, Magnoliopsida, Brassicales, Brassicaceae. Gene Ontology annotation, cellular component: plasma membrane. The record is from RefSeq and is a predicted model, not a curated record. The transcript has 7 exons.
AACCGUAAAGUCGUUGCAAUGAAACAGUUCGAUCUCGAAGUCCCUGAGACCGCUCACAAGAUUAGCAGCGAUUCAUGGUUUCAGGUAUCAUUCGUUUUGACAACGAGUAUAAACAGCGCCUAUGUGUUGGGAUAUUCCGGGACAGUCAUGGUCCCUUUGGGUUGGAUUGGUGGUGUGGUUGGUCUCCUUCUCGCUACAGCAAUCUCCCUUUACGCAAACUCUCUUAUCGCCAACCUUCAUGAGUUUGGUGGUAAAAGACACAUUCGUUACAGAGAUCUCGCUGGCUUCAUCUACGGUAAAAAGAUGUACCGUGUAACAUGGGGAUUACAAUAUGUAAAUCUUUUCAUGAUUAACUGUGGCUUCAUCAUACUUGCUGGUUCAGCCUUAAAGGCUGUCUAUGUACUUUUCAGAGAUGACAGUGUAAUGAAACUACCUCACUUUAUCGCCAUUGCUGGUGUUGUCUGCGCGAUUUUCGCAGUCGGUAUACCUUAUUUAUCUGCUCUUGGAAUCUGGCUAGGAGUAUCAACAAUCCUCAGCAUGAUCUACAUUGUUGUUGCAAUAGUCCUAUCAGUUAAAGAUGGAGUAAACAAACCUUCAAGAGACUAUACCAUACAAGGAUCAUCAGUAGACAAGAUCUUUACCAUAACCGGAGCAGCAGCAAGUCUAGUUUUCGCAUUCAACACGGGAAUGCUGCCUGAAAUACAAGCCACAGUGAAGCAACCAGUGGUUAAAAACAUGAUGAAGGCUCUGUAUCUUCAAUUCACUGCUGGUGCAUUACCUUUGUAUGCCGUUACGUUCAUUGGUUAUUGGGCUUACGGGUCCUCCACCUCGACUUAUCUGAUGGACAGUGUCAGUGGACCUCUCUGGGUCAAAGCUCUCGCUAACAUCUCAGCUUUUCUUCAGUCCGUUAUCUCUUUGCACAUAUUUGCAAGUCCGACUUAUGAGUUUAUGGAUACAAAGUAUGGAACCAAAGGAGGAAGUCCAUUAGCAUUGAAGAAUAUCUUGUUUAGAACAGCAACAAGAGGAAGCUACAUUGCUGUGAGCACUCUUCUCUCUGCGCUUUUGCCGUUUCUUGGAGAUUUCAUGAGCCUCACGGGAGCGAUAAGCACGUUCCCUCUGACGUUUAUACUAGCAAAUCACAUGUAUCUUGUAGCUAUGGACAGUGAGCUUAGUUCCGUUCAAAAGCUAUGGCAUUGGCUUAAUGUUUGUUUCUUUGGGUUAAUGUCUCUUGCGUCUGCUAUUGCUGCUGUUAGACUCAUAUCUGUUGACUCCAAGAACUUUCAUGUUUUUGCUGAUGUUUGAAUGUCUUGUAUCAUUUGUUUAA